AUGCCAGAUCAUCGUUCAUAUCAAGAUCCAUUCUAUGGAUGGACCACACCGAAAGCGAUAUCUUUAUGCCUACAAAAGCUUAAAGAAUGUAGUAGUUCAUUACCAGCUGAAGCAAUUAAAAAGCUUAUUUUAAUGAGUGAAGCUAAAAUUUUAAAUGAACAAGCAUCUACAUCUCCGCUUGAAUUUUUAACGAAACUUUCGAAAAAAUAUUCGAUUUCUAUUGAACACUUAAUAGUCAUUUUCAAUGGUUUUGUACAUGUUCUUCGUUUGGCAUUAAAACCGCCUGCAGCAUUUCUAAAACCAGAAAUAUUCAAAGAUGAUUUACGCGAUUUAAAAUUUUCCGAAGCAAUCAUUGAAGAAUUUCAUAAUAUACUUUUUGGUCCUAAACGUGAUCAAUUGUAUAAUGUUGCUCAAGAACGUGAUCGUCCUCGUCUUUCAUUUCUUCAAACAUUUGAUUGGAAUCUUGAUGUUACACUGACUACAGCAUCUCUAUCGCGAUGCAUUGAGCCUUUAUUAUUCUUUCAAUUUCGUACAACUGACAAUCGAAAUUUAACAUUUGAAGUUCCAAUAAAAAAAUUCAAUGAACUACGUUAUAAUACAGCUUUACUAUUGAAGGAGAUGGAAGAAGUUGAUGGCAAACAAGCAUUGAAACUACUUGAAACAUAG
This is a messenger RNA of Rotaria socialis, 666 nucleotides long. The record is from the annotation of a GenBank genome assembly. NCBI's taxonomy places the organism in Eukaryota, Metazoa, Rotifera, Eurotatoria, Philodinida, Philodinidae.